CUAAUAAAUGAGUGCUAAUGUUUCCCUUCUAGGUCGAAUACAUCAAGCUAUGGUAACAUCUCUCAAUGAAGAUAAUGAAAGCGUUACCGUUGAAUGGAUUGAAAAUGGAGACACUAAAGGCAAAGAGAUUGAUUUGGAGAGUAUAUUCUCACUUAACCCAGAUCUUGCGCCUGAUGAAGAUAUUGAACCCAGCCCAGAGACUCCACCACCUCCCACUCCUUCAGCCAAAGUAAACAAGAUUGUGAAGAAUCGACGGACUGUGGCUCCUAUUAAGAAUGAAACUCCUGCCAGAGACAACAGAGCGGUUGGUUCUGCACGUGCACGGCCUACUCAACUUCCUGAACAGUCUUCCUCUACACAACAGAAUGGUAGUGUUUCAGAUAUAUCUCCAGUUCAAGCUGCAAAAAAGGAAUUUGGACCCCCUUCACGUAGAAAAUCUAAUUGUGUGAAAGAGGUUGAAAAAUUGCAAGAGAAACGUGAGAAAAGAAGGCUACAGCAGCAGGAACUUAGAGAAAAAAGAGCUCAGGAUGUUGAUGCUACAAACCCAAAUUAUGAAAUUAUGUGUAUGAUAAGAGAUUUCAGGGGAAGUUUGGAUUAUAGACCAUUGACAACAGCUGAUCCUAUUGAUGAACACAGGAUAUGUGUUUGUGUACGAAAACGGCCGCUCAAUAAAAAAGAAACUGUAAUGAAAGACCUUGAUGUAAUCACAAUUCCUAGUAAAGAUGUUGUGAUGGUACAUGAACCAAAACAAAAGGUGGAUUUAACAAGGUACCUAGAAAACCAAACUUUUCGCUUUGACUAUGCCUUUGAUGACACUGCUCCUAAUGAAAUGGUUUACAGGUUUACAGCUCGACCAUUAGUGGAGACCAUAUUUGAAAGGGGAAUGGCCACAUGUUUUGCAUAUGGGCAAACAGGCAGUGGAAAAACCCAUACUAUGGGUGGUGACUUUUCAGGAAAGAACCAAGAUUGUUCUAAAGGAAUUUAUGCACUUGCAGCUCGAGAUGUCUUUUUAAUGCUAAAGAAGCCAAACUAUAAGAAGUUAGAACUUCAAGUAUAUGCAACAUUUUUUGAGAUUUACAGUGGGAAGGUUUUUGACUUGUUGAACAGGAAGACCAAAUUAAGGGUGCUGGAGGAUGGUAAACAGCAGGUCCAAGUGGUGGGAUUACAUGAACGGGAGGUUAAAUGUGUUGAAGAUGUACUCAAGCUUAUUGAAAUAGGCAACAGCUGCAGAACAUCUGGUCAGACAUCUGCAAAUGCACAUUCAUCUCGGAGCCAUGCAGUGUUUCAGAUUAUUCUCAGAAGGAAAGGGAAACUGCAUGGUAAAUUUUCUCUGAUUGAUUUGGCUGGAAAUGAAAGAGGAGCAGAUACUUCCAGUGCUGAUAGGCAAACACGGCUGGAAGGUGCUGAAAUUAACAAGAGCCUUUUAGCACUCAAGGAGUGCAUUAGAGCCUUAGGCCGAAAUAAACCUCAUACUCCAUUCAGAGCAAGCAAACUUACUCAGGUGCUAAGAGAUUCAUUCAUAGGAGAAAAUUCCCGUACCUGUAUGAUUGCUACUAUCUCUCCAGGGAUGGCAUCCUGUGAAAACACUCUAAAUACACUGAGAUAUGCAAAUAGAGUAAAGGAAUUUGGAAUUAGUCCUUCGGACAUUCCCUUCUCACAGAGUAGUGGCAGUCGCUCUGAUCUCUCUCCUUCCUAUGAGUAUGACGACUUUUCUCCUUCGAUCACCAGAGUGAAGGAACUGACGGUUGAUCCUAGUGCUGCAGGAGAUAUCCGUCCAAUUAUACACCAUGCUCCAAAUCAAAUUGAUGAUUUAGAGACACAGUGGGCUGUAGGGAGCUCACCUCAGAGAGAUGAUCUUAAACUUCUUUGUGAACAAAAUGAGGAAGAAGUUUCUCCACAGUUGUUUACUUUCCAUGAAGCUGUGUCACAAAUGGUAGAAAUGGAAGAGCAAGUAGUAGAAGACCACAGGGCUGUCUUCCAGGAAUCUAUUCGAUGGUUGGAAGAUGAAAAAGCUCUUCUAGAGAUGGCUGAAGAAGUAGAUUAUGACGUGGAUUCUUAUGCUACACAACUUGAAGCAAUCCUAGAACAAAAAAUUGACAUUUUGACUGAACUCCGAGAUAAAGUGAAAUCUUUCCGGGCAGCUCUACAAGAGGAGGAACAGGCCAGUAAACAGAUCAAUCCGAAGAGACCACGUGCCCUUUGAAAUGGGCCUCUGCUGCUAAUGGAUCCCCCGAGCCCUUACUGCUGUAACAUACAGUUGUUAUGAGAUGGUGGCUGUAAGAACUCAACUACUUGAAAGCAUAAAAACUUUUGAAGUCUCUGUGGAAAUGUCCAGUUUCUCCUUCACCUGAAUGACAUUUUCAGUUUUGUGUGAAACACUUCAAUGAUGUCUCCAGAAUGCUUCUAGACCAGACAGCACAGCACAACCAUGCAGGGUUCAGAGCUGUGAAGCACUUUGUUGAAAAAUUUUCAUUUAUUCAAAUUGUGAAUUUUAUGUUUUGGAAAUCUUUGCCAUUUUUUUUUAAUAAUGAAGUAAAACUGUGGACUUGAAAAACUUCACUAUUUCCUUUUAAUGAUGUCCAAUUUUGUUACAAAGACCAGCUGUUCAGUUUUAAAUUGUGUUUGCGUGCAUGCACACCUCAUCAGUGAUUGUACAUAACUUCUCUUCUAGAGAUAGCUGUGCUAACCUAUUCCCAUUCUGUGCCUUGAUGAAGGCUACUUGAUCCUAAAUGUCCUUUCUGAAGCACAGCCUUAAUAAAUGACAUUCCUUAUUUGUCAAUGUAAA
Messenger RNA from Chrysemys picta bellii (western painted turtle), 2785 nucleotides. NCBI's taxonomy places the organism in Eukaryota, Metazoa, Chordata, Testudines, Emydidae. The record is from RefSeq and is a predicted model, not a curated record.